Messenger RNA from Rotaria sp. Silwood1, 1434 nucleotides. NCBI's taxonomy places the organism in Eukaryota, Metazoa, Rotifera, Eurotatoria, Philodinida, Philodinidae. The record is from the annotation of a GenBank genome assembly.
AUGCAAAUGAUGCGGAAGCUUGCACCUACUGGAAUUGCUGCCGCUGAAAUAGAUGGCAUGACAAUACAUUCAUUUUUAGGUGAACAUCGUAAUUCAGGAAAGCCACGCACCAUCAAACCAGGUGAUUCAAAACUCGAAAAAGAGUGGAGACUCGUUGAAUAUCUCUUAAUUGAUGAGAUGAGUAUGGUUGGCUUAACUUUACUUGCAAAACUCAAUCGAAUUAUUUCCACUGCCAAACAUGUCGAUCCUCAAAUUCCAUUCGGUGGUGUGAAUGUUAUCUUUUUCGGUGACUAUUUACAAUAUCGACCUAUAUAUGAUGCACCGUUGCACACCGAUUUUUCAUUGCCGUCUAAAAAGAAAUCAGAUAAAUUACCUACUGAAAAAGAAAUUCAACAACGUGUUGCACGUUCCUUAAUUCUUCAAAUUAACUGUGUGGUGAAACUUACUCAACAGAUGCGAACAGAAGAUAUACGAUACCUUCAAUUGCUCGAACGACUUCGUCAAGGACAAUGUAAUUACGACGACUAUGAAUUAUUACUAACACGCGUCGUUGGACAACCAUCCGUGAGUUCUCUUCGUGAAUCGCCCUGGAACAAAGCUCCGAUUCUUGUGUUUCGAAAUGAAGUGCGAACACAAAUAAAUCACAAAGCAGCAAUUCAAAAUGCAGCACAAUUGAAUUGUGCACCGAUAGUGUGCGUUGCUCAAGAUACUUGCAAAGGCAAACCAAUUGAAGAUCCUAUACUUAUUAAAAAACUAUUAGAAUUAUCUGACAGCAAGACAGAGCAUUUAUCCGGUUUGUUACCACUUGUUCCUGGAAUGCCUGUUAUUUUAACACAAAAUAUUGCUAUUGAACUGGGGCUUAUUAACGGCAUGAAUGGAAUCUUUCGACAAUUAGUCUACCAGGCUGAUUCUGUAUCAACAAAUGCUCUGUCAAACAUAUUUCCGAACAACACACAGUACGUGCAUCGGCCUUUAUAUGCAUUAAUUGAAAUUAUCAGAUCGAAAAUUGAGUGUAAUCUUGAAAAACUUCAACCAAAACUCGUCCCAAUACCAAUAAUGGAACAAACAUUUCGUGUCGACAUUUCUGAUAUUCUUCCAAAAGACAAAAAGCCAAAACCGAAUCAGAAAGCAAUGUUGUCAAUUAAACGUCGUACACUGCCACUUGUGCCUGCUUAUUCUAUUACGACACAUAAGAGUCAAGGUCAAACUUUGAGUAAAGUCGUAAUUGAUCUGAAACUUCCAAAUGACACCGAUGACAUUGCUGCAGUGUACGUACCCUUAUCACGCGUCAAACGUUUGACUGAUUUGAUUAUAUUACGGCAUUUCGAUUACAAGGUUCUGCUAAUGAAGCCAAGUAAAUCUCAAGUCGCCGAAAUGGAAAGGCUCGAUAGACUAUAUAUUGAUACUCAAAUUCGAUUUUCUGAAUGGUUCUAA